AAGAAGGCCCAUAGUAAAGCAGAAGUUAAAAUAUUAACACUACCAAAGGCGAUAGUAUAUGAAGGCCAAGACAAGAACCCAGAAAUGUGCCGAGUUCUGCUCACGCAUGAAAUAAUGUGCAGCCGCUGUUGUGACAAGAAAAGCUGUGGCAACAGAAAUGAGACUCCAUCAGAUCCAGUGAUAAUUGACAGGUUCUUCUUGAAAUUUUUCCUCAAAUGUAACCAAAAUUGCCUAAAAAAUGCAGGAAACCCUCGAGACAUGCGUCGAUUCCAGGUCGUGGUGUCUACAACAGUCAAUGUUGAUGGCCACGUGUUGGCAGUGUCAGACAAUAUGUUUGUGCACAACAAUUCCAAGCACGGGCGGAGAGCUCGAAGACUCGAUCCCUCGGAAGGUACGCCUUCUUAUCUGGAACAUGCAGCUACACCAUGUAUCAAAGCCAUCAGUCCAAGUGAAGGAUGGACUACAGGAGGUGCCACUGUCAUCAUCAUAGGAGACAAUUUCUUUGAUGGGUUACAGGUCAUAUUCGGCACCAUGCUGGUUUGGAGUGAGCUGAUUACUCCACAUGCCAUCCGUGUACAGACGCCUCCCCGACACAUCCCAGGGGUUGUAGAAGUCACAUUGUCCUACAAGUCUAAGCAGUUCUGCAAGGGAACGCCUGGAAGAUUCAUUUACACAGCUCUGAACGAACCCACCAUUGACUACGGUUUCCAAAGGUUACAGAAGGUUAUCCCCCGGCACCCCGGUGACCCCGAACGCUUGCCAAAGGAAGUAAUACUUAAGAGGGCUGCUGAUUUAGUAGAAGCACUCUAUGGUAUGCCACAUAAUAACCAGGAAAUAAUCCUGAAAAGAGCCGCAGACAUCGCCGAAGCGCUCUACAGCGUCCCCCGCAACCACAACCAGCUCCCCGCCCUCGCCAACACCUCCGUCCACGCGGGAAUGAUGGGAGUGAAUUCCUUCAGUGGCCAGCUCGCUGUCAAUGUCUCUGAAGCCUCCCAAGCCACCAACCAGGGUUUCACUCGUAACUCCAGCAGCGUGUCACCUCACGGCUACGUGCCAAGCACCACCCCGCAGCAGACAAACUACAACUCUGUCACAACAAGCAUGAAUGGCUAUGGCAAUGCUGGAAUGUCAAAUUUAGGCGGUUCUCCAACCUUCCUGAAUGGAUCUGCUGCCAAUUCUCCCUAUGCCAUUGUGCCAUCAAGUCCGACGAUGGCCUCCUCCACUAGCCUCCCCUCCAACUGUAGCAGCUCCUCCGGGAUUUUCUCCUUCUCACCAGCCAACAUGGUCUCAGCGGUGAAACAGAAGAGCGCGUUCGCGCCUGUCGUGAGACCCCAAACCUCCCCCCCUCCCACCUGCACCAGCACCAAUGGCAAUAGCCUGCAAGACCAGUCUUUUGUGGACUCUAGCAAGUACUCCACUGCAGGGUCUCUCCAGGGGCUGGCCUUCUCCUGAACUAUAUCUGGCAUGAUUGUUCCCCCCAUGUGAAAGAAUUGCCUUGAAGAAUUUUAUUAAUGAAGAGGUUGAAUUCUGCUUCAGAGAGAAUCUGAUACAAGUCCCAGAGUGGAACUUUUUACUCAGGCCUUUUUAAAAAUAAAAAAGAAAUAAAGAAGGAUCUUACAAUAACUGCAGAUUUUUAAACGAAACAAAAAUCACCAUCCUUGCAAAUACUGAAAUUAACAAUCCACAAUUGCAAGGUGUUGAUUCGAGUUGUCCAUCCCAAAUACCUGGGAGAUAUAUUUAUUGUAUGUUGAUAAAAAAUCCACUUUUUUUUUUUUUUUCAGGGGGUGGGGGCUUGCUUUUAUUUCCUUCUGUUUUUUUGUGUUUUGUUGGGUUUUUUUUAAGGCUUGAUUUAACUCAACACCAUUUGUCUUUUAUAAAUCAAACAAUUACACAAGGGACACUAGAGAUGGAACUCCACAUUUUUAAUUUAUGAAUUUUGUUGUUUUUUUUUUUUAAAGCUGUGUAAAGAAGAAUAAAGUGGUGUCAUUUGCAUACAAGUCUGUUUGGGACAGAAUAGAAGUGCCAGUUAGUUUUUGGUAGAAGAAUUAUGGCCAUUUAAUAAAGGGUCGGCUCAUAUAUGUUGGUUAUCCAGUGGUGACUUGCUGAUAGGAUGCAUUUUUAAUGUUCUGAUUAAACAGAUAUCACUCCCUGGAAAGCUGAUAUUUUUUGGGUUAUGAGGGCAGGGUGAGGGGUGGGAUUAGUCUUUAAAUCAGGCUGAAAAAUGGUGUAGAUUAUACAACAGAAAAAAUUCAUCCCAGAACGCCAGGUUGGAAGGGGACCUCAAGGUCCAACUUUUCUUGUCAAAAAGCUGGUGGAGGGGAAGGGAAGGAUGGAAAUAUCAGAAAUGUUUCCUCUGGAGGUGCAAACCCAGUAGAUGCAAUGCCAGACCUGCAGGAGGAGGUGAGCACCCCUCUCUUUUUGGGUGAUAUCUCAGACCCUCCAAGCUCUCCCUUCCCCAAGGGCCUCACCCGGGCUCUGCCCUUUGGGUUUGUUGUGGGGGGCACAGACUGGGCCAUCCCUGGGGGGUUUCCAGCUGGCCCCUCUCCCCCUGAGAACCCUCCUGGUUCUGCUGGGGCUCCGUGGGGCAGCCCCAGGUGAGGUUUGCACCCUCCCCACCCAAAAUCUCUCCUGGCCCAAGCUCCCACUGGCAUCGCUCCUGUAUCAGUCGACCCUCCCAGUUCAUACCAGGCUCUAUCCAGGACAGGGAUCUGCUUUUGAGUAGGGAAACCUGAGUUUGGGGGUGGGUUUCAAAUCAAAACCAUAGCUUCUGUUUUACCACAAAAAAAUUUUGCUAUCAUUAUCUGGGAAGUGUUCUUAAAAAUUAUUAGUCAAAGAGGCAGCAAAGCUCUGAAGAUGCAUUACCUGAUAUUUUUUCUUUGCUGUUGUGUUUUGUAUGUAGUUAUAAAUACUGUAGAUUUUUUGUGAUUUUUUGCCAAAGUUGUUGUUCUAUUUAUACAUUUUAAUGUCUUAAGACAGUUUUUCAAUAUCACAAAAAAAAAAAAAAAAAGAAUUUUACUGCAUAUUUUGCAAAAAGAGCUCACUACCUUUAGCUUGCACAUACUUGCAAAUUAAUUAAAGAAAAAAAAAGCUUUUUGUUUCUGUUUUUUGUUUGUUUGUUUUACGGGGGAUUUUGUAAAAUAUCCAUAUAAAUAAUGUAUUUAUCUUUGGAA
Molecule: messenger RNA, 3170 nt
Organism: Cyanistes caeruleus (blue tit)
Lineage: Eukaryota; Metazoa; Chordata; Aves; Passeriformes; Paridae
Source: RefSeq, a predicted model, not a curated record